CAGGAUUCCACCUAGCACGGAACACCCGAAUCGCCGCUGCAGCUUCUGUUUACAGACGGCGGCCGGCCGCUAUGGCCAGCUCCACUGAUCUCUACUCCAUCCCCGAGACAGGCAAACUGACCAACCCAAACAACGUCUACUCUCCGGUCGAGACCAUGCGGCGUUAUAUGGAAAGUCUCCCGCAGGACCUCACCCUCAAAGAAGAACUUACAGACCAGCAUUUCUGGAAGGCUGUACGGACAGAAUUCUUGGCUACUCUGUUACUCACAGUGUUGGGUUGUGGGUCCUGCUUGCGAUGGAAGGCACCUCCUUCUGACCAGAUGACUGCCUCGGCCGUCGAACUGAGAGUGGCCCUGGCUUUUGGACUCGGUGUGGCCACUUUGGUCCAGUGUGUAGGCCAGGUGAGCGGUGGUCACAUGAACCCGGCUGUGACAGUGGCCCUGCUUGUGACCAGGCACAUCAGUUUGGCCAGGAGUGCUGCGUACGUGCUGGCCCAGUGUCUGGGUGGUCUUGCUGGGGCUGGAAUUCUGUAUGGUCUGACACCUCAGGGUCAAAGACUGAGCGCUGGCCUAGGGGCCACCGAGCCGGCGGAUGGCGUGGCAGCUUCUGAAGCGUUCGGCAUAGAGUUCAUGGCUUCUGUUGUAGUGGUUAUCACGGUGCUAUCUAACAUGGAUCCUCAGAGAACUGAGAUGGGCUGCAAGUCGUUAUCAAUUGGGUUUUCGUAUGUGGUAGGACAUCUGCUGGCGUUUCCUUAUACCGGUGCCAGUUUCAAUCCAGCAAGGUCAUUCGGUCCAGCAAUCGUCACGAACACGUGGAGAUUACAUUGGAUCUACUGGGUGGCACCAGUGCUCGGUGGCAUAAUUGGAGGCGUGACCUACGACUACACGCAGGAGUCGCAUUCUCAUCAAUCUCUACGGCGGUCCUUCCGCAAGAAACCUGCCAGGGAUCUCAGCGCGCUCUCGAACAACGAGACUGAGCUCAGCCUGGAUCACUGCAGACUCUGACCAUUGUCCCCCUCCCCUGCCGAAAUGAGAAUCCCUCGACUCUGUAAAUAAGAUGAACAUCUGGUGCUCUGUAGGAAAAGCCAACAAACCUUUGUUUUUCUUUAACAGGAAAACUACAAUAUAUUUUAUGAGCAGUUAAUAUUUCAUAAAAAGGAAGAUGAUUUCAUAAUGAUGGUUCGUGCGGUUAUGGGCAAUCAGAUGCAUCAUAUCUUUGUUAAAAGGUUAAUGAAUGAAUAAAUUUAACAUGAAUUUUUUUAAAAAGCUGAAAAGGGACUUAUAGACGUGGCAUGGAUUUUAUUACUUUUAAUAUAAAAAUGUCUAGAAAAAAAAGAGAUACACGAAAUAAAUAUAUAUAUACAAGAAUUGCUUGUUUAAAAUUAUAAGAUAAAUUAUAGAAAAAAUUAGUUUUGAAAAUCUGUUUUCCACAGUCUAUAUAACACAAUCUAUAAGAUAGGUUUAAAAGGCUAUCAUGUUUUUGUUCACGAGAGGCAAUCAAAUUAUCAUGGAAUGAGUUAAAGAAGCAAAAAGUUUACUAAAUCUAAUUGCAUAUCAACAAUUGCAUAUUAUUAACUGAUACAUACGGUCUGAAAAUCACACGACUAUUAUGUGGAUCAUUUCAGCUGUGAUUUAGAUUGAUUAAUUUCUAAUUCAAGAAACAUACUCCACUUCUUUUUGUUUACAUAUUUAUUUUAAACAUUCAGAAUGACUGUACCCGUAUUUCUGUGACAGUAAUGUUAAAAAUCCUUUUCUAAUUGAUUUGUUGAAAGUUGUGCCUCCAUUUUUUGCUCUGAAUAGAAGUUAGAUUUCCAACAGGUUUAUAUAUCUAUAAAAUAUAAUCUGUGCCGCAUAUUCAGGAGAUGAAUACAAAGCUUUAAAUUAAUAAUAAUUUAAAUAAUACAUAGAGUAUAACAAUAUAAUUCGUAAAUAACAAUCAUUUUAUCACUUCAAUAAAAAAUUUUGUCGUGAAUUUGU
Messenger RNA from Argiope bruennichi, 1976 nucleotides. Its product is annotated as lens fiber major intrinsic protein-like. The record is from RefSeq and is a predicted model, not a curated record. Gene Ontology annotation, molecular function: water channel activity. NCBI's taxonomy places the organism in Eukaryota, Metazoa, Arthropoda, Arachnida, Araneae, Araneidae. Gene Ontology annotation, biological process: transmembrane transport. The transcript has 3 exons. Bases 72 to 1004 code for a protein of 310 amino acids. Gene Ontology annotation, cellular component: plasma membrane.